AUGAUUCCAACAUCGAAUGCUACCAAUCUGGGCCCACACUCUCCAAACAAUGACAGUCAUCGCUCCAAACGUAGAAGAGUCGAUGAUGAAAAUAGCCCUGUACGAGAAGUUGGUUUAAUGAGAACAGGCUUUGAUCAGAGCAAGCCCAGAUUUAUUGGUAGUGGAAGUGGAAUUCAUUUCAUUCGGACAGUUUAUGAGCUUCUUGCAGGGAAAUCGAACUCGACACACACAAAUUCUAAUACAGCUACUCCUGCUUCGGAAAACAUUGUGCCGGGCGAGGAUGACCAAUUGUCAGAAUCUACCAAUAACUCUCAUCUCCUUGCCUCUUCCCCUCCAUUCUUCCGGGAAAAUGAAGUUGGCGAAAGUUCCCAAUUAAGCUCUGAUCCCAUCUCCUUCCAUCAGCUCGUAGAAUUUUCGGAAAGCUAUUUUACCAAUUGGCACCCUCUCUUCCCAUUCCUACACGCUCCAGCAGUGCUAGGGAUCUUUGAGGCAAUCAGUCGACAUGGAAUUCAAGCAGUUGCACCUUCCGACGCCUUGAUUGUGCGAUCGAUUAUAUCAAUCUCACUCGCCGACAAUCGCCAAUCUACUAAGCGUCUUUCCAGAGUUCCUCGUCAUCUCAUUUUUUAUAACAACGCAGAACUGGGCUCUACCUUCCAGUUUACUAUGGCUCUUCCAGCAACUUUUGAGAAUCUCCAAGCUACCAUUUCUCUUGAGCUCUUUUUGAUUUCUAUGAUGAAAUUCAACUAUGCCAGUCGACUAGGUGGACUAGCUGUUCGUAUGGCCUAUGCUCUUGGUUGCCAUCGAUGUCCUGCCCGGUUUGACGGAUUUACUCCUACAGAAUCUCAACUGAGACGACGAGUGUUUUGGUCGCUCUACUGUAUGGAGCGGAUGGUUUCGCAGUCACUUGGCCUUCCAUUAGAUCUUCGAGAUGAUGAUAUAGACGUCUGUUAUCCAGGCGAGGAGAAACACAUGCGAAGUGGGAGCGAUACACUGAACUCGGAAGAGUCUAAUGUGCAUCAAUUGCGUCUUCUAAGAGACCUUUCAAAACAUGCUCGAAUUCGUGGCCGUGUUUUGGAGCUCCGCAACAAAUCUUUGUCCGGUCGUGAGGAAACCUUUGAACGUGCUAUGGGAAUGCAAGCUGAGCUAGCGAAAUGGGCGAAUGAAGUUAGCGAAGAAGAUGAAGAUUCUCCAGAAGCUGAGAACAGCCCGUCUCUGUCACCAGCGCAUAAAUUGAUUAUUCAAAUCCUGCAGCAUGAGUCAACCAUAGCUUUAAAUCGGCCGUUAAUCACUUCCAAUUCGAUCAACACUUACUCUCAAUCUGCACUUCAAAACUGCAUCAGCGCAUCAAGAGCAAUCAUUUCUCUCUUGAGGGAAUUUCAACGCAAUAAUGCAUCGCCAGAUGGGUCGCUGGCUCUGAAAGUCCCAAUGGUUUGGCCACUUUUUACGUGGUCUGCAUGGAUGAGCUGUUUCGUACUUGCCUAUGCCGCUUUAGAAGGGCAUUGCAAACUUGGACCGGCAAAAAAAUAUGCUAAAGAAACAUUGGUAAUUCUAGAACACCUCUCAUUACGCCAAACAGUAUGGCCAGACUCAUGCGCCGAUGCCGUUAAGCAACUUAGUCACGCGCUUGAUAGAAGCCAUCAAGCUUCAACAGUAAUCGUUAGAUCCAAUCGGCCGAACCAAGCAACUUUCAUUUCAAAUCCACAGCACGCAGCUGAGCCACAACAUAGGAACGAAGCAUCAACUCAAUCUAGUAAUCGCACAUUCACCCUUGACGAAGCUUAUUAUGAUAGUCAUUCGAUCCGUACAGACAUCAGUAGACCUCACAAUAGUAGUAGUGAGUCCCAAAGGCGUAUACCGCAAAGUUCAAUUUCAUUUCCACGCCCAUUCAGUGUGCAGCAAACCUCAAAUUGCUCACAAGCAGCUACUUCAGAAAGAAAUCCGGAAAAUGAAUGGGAUCAGCUGGAGCUCUAUCAAGGAGGAUUGUUCGAUCCACUCAUUGCGAUGGACUUUUCAAAUUUUGCUACGAGAACCACAGAUCCGACCACAUCUUUUGGAAUGCGUUGA
Messenger RNA from Botrytis fragariae, 2064 nucleotides. Its product is annotated as putative c6 transcription protein. Lineage: Eukaryota; Fungi; Ascomycota; Leotiomycetes; Helotiales; Sclerotiniaceae. Gene Ontology annotation, molecular function: zinc ion binding; DNA binding. Bases 1 to 2064 code for a protein of 687 amino acids. Gene Ontology annotation, biological process: DNA-templated transcription. The record is from RefSeq and is a predicted model, not a curated record. The transcript has 5 exons.